AUGGACUUGGCUGGAUCGGAGAUCAUUGAGACGAUGGAGGUUCUAUGGCAACAGCCCAUCAGCUUCCGCUUUUGUGACAAAGCUGAGGAAGGGGUGGACUGGCACCUUUUGGCCUGGGGGCAAGUACAGCUGAGAUUUUCUCUGUCGUGUAUCUCCUGCGUCAGUCAGUCUGAAGUCAGCUGCACCGGCGUGGGAACGACGUGUGAUUCUAGUGAUACCUGUCUAUCUCACAGCUACAUGGUCGGUCAAACGAGGGUGUUCAACAGAGCAUGUGGGAAGAGUCUGUUCUGCGGACUUGCGUUGAAUGUCCCUUUGCUACAGUUCAAGAUGGCGACCUCUUGCUGCAAUGUGGACAACUGUGAGCCUGUACCUCCUUCGUUCUCACCUCCUCAGGGUGUGAAGAAUGGUUUGCUUUGCCCAGAGUGCUUCGGGACAACGGCCCAACAUUGCGUCUCUCCCGGGGGCCAGGAAUGCACGGGAAACGAAAGAAAGUGUGGCACCAUUGUCGUUUCAGCAAGGUCGGGUCCAGUUUUAUAUUUUCGUGGUUGUGUUAUGGACCCAAUCUGCAACUUUGGAAAUAAUUCUGUAAAUGUCUUCGGGGAAGACAUUAUUUUCAGAAUAACUUGUAGAGACCCAGAAAUACCAUCUAUAAACACUUCAUUCGGUACCCCGACAACUCAGUCCGACAAGCCAGGUACGCAACCAACUUGGCCUGAAUCCCAAACUACGAGUAUAGAAACGCCAUCUAUUGGACCGCACUCGCCGCCUGCCUCUCCGCACUCGCCGCCUGCCUCUCCGCACUCGCCGCCUGCCUCUCCGCACUCGCCGCCUGCCUCUCCGCACUCGCCGCCUGCCUCUCCGCACUCGCCGCCUGCCUCUCCGCACUCGCCGCCUGCCUCUCCGCACUCGCCGCCUGCCUCUCCGCACUCGCCGCCUGCCUCUCCGCACUCGCCGCCUGCCUCUCCGCACUCGCCGCCUGCCUCUCCGCACUCGCUGCCUGCCUCUCCAGAAUCUCCAGUAACCAUACCUGACGGGCCUAACACAAAAGGGACUACAUCGAAUGCUGUUACUAAUACUUAUUUCUACUAUACUUUUUGGUCCCUGGCCCUCACUACCCUUAUAAAAACUCUGGUCUAA
This is a messenger RNA of Spea bombifrons (plains spadefoot toad), 1137 nucleotides long. RefSeq lists its product as uncharacterized. The record is from RefSeq and is a predicted model, not a curated record. The transcript has 6 exons. The coding region runs from base 1 to 1137 and encodes 378 amino acids. NCBI's taxonomy places the organism in Eukaryota, Metazoa, Chordata, Amphibia, Anura, Pelobatidae.